Messenger RNA from Calidris pugnax (ruff), 4350 nucleotides. It is a transcript of the gene EHF, whose product is annotated as ets homologous factor. Gene Ontology annotation, biological process: regulation of transcription by RNA polymerase II; cell differentiation. The coding region runs from base 140 to 1036 and encodes 298 amino acids. Gene Ontology annotation, molecular function: DNA-binding transcription factor activity, RNA polymerase II-specific; sequence-specific DNA binding. The record is from RefSeq and is a predicted model, not a curated record. The transcript is spliced from 9 exons. Gene Ontology annotation, cellular component: nucleus. NCBI's taxonomy places the organism in Eukaryota, Metazoa, Chordata, Aves, Charadriiformes, Scolopacidae.
AUCCAUUUAUCUUCACUCCUGGGAGUCUUUAGGAGACAUAACCUAGUACCUGUGGUUACCCAACCUACUGUUGUGUGGACAGUUUUCCCAUCGUCUCUGUUAAGGAUUUCCACUCCAGAAUCUGCAGCUAAAUGAGAUCAUGAUUUUGGAAGGAGCUGGCAGAAUGAGUAUCAAUUCCAGCAGCAAUCUACUCCACCAGCAGCCUUCCUGGACAGAUGGGUAUUCCACGUGCAAUGUGUCCAGCAGCUUCUACGGAACCCAGUGGCAUGAAAUACACCCACAGUACUGGACUAAAUUUCAAGUCUGGGAGUGGCUGCAGCAUCUCCUUGAUACCAACCAACUGGAUGCCAACUGCAUACCCUUUCAGGAGUUUGAUAUCAAUGGGGAACAUCUGUGCCGUAUGAGCCUGCAGGAAUUCACUCAGGCAGCUGGGACAGCAGGGCAACUGCUUUAUAGCAACCUUCAGCACCUAAAAUGGAAUGGCCAGUGUGGAAGUGACAUGUACCAAUCUCAUAAUGCCAUUGUGAAGACAGAACAAACAGAUCCAUCAUUAAUGGUGUCCUGGAAAGAAGAAAAUUACCUGUAUGACAGUGGCUAUGGUAGCACAGUAGAGCUAUUGGACAGUAAAACAUUCUGUCGUGCUCAGAUUUCCAUGACGACACCUAGUCACCAGACUCCUGAUUCUUCAGAUGUGAAAAAAAUGCAAGAUCAUACCCCAAAGUCCCACACCAAGAAGCACAACCCUCGAGGAACUCAUCUUUGGGAAUUUAUUCGAGAUAUUCUUCUCAAUCCUGAGAAAAACCCGGGUUUAAUCAAAUGGGAAGACCGGUCAGAAGGUGUCUUCAGAUUUUUAAAAUCCGAAGCUGUGGCUCAGCUCUGGGGAAAGAAGAAAAACAACAGCAGCAUGACUUAUGAGAAACUCAGCCGGGCUAUGAGAUACUAUUAUAAAAGAGAAAUCCUGGAGCGUGUGGAUGGUCGGAGAUUAGUAUAUAAAUUUGGAAAGAAUGCCCGUGGCUGGAGAGAAAAUGAGAAUUAAAUAUGUCAAGAAAUAACAUUUAGAACACCUGGAUGUAAAUAUUCAAAGACUGUUUUCUUAUAUUUAUGUACCAAACUGGGGUGAAAAAACAAUUCUACUUCUGUUGGGAAGGAGGAACAUUAUCAUUAUUGGUUUUAAAAUUAUUUUAUGUGAAGUAUGUCCUGUAUGGGGAAAAAAUGUACACAGUUUUCUGUGGUAUAAGAUAACAUUAUAGAAUUAUGAUUAUUUUUUCCCUUCUUGUGAAGUUUUUCUCUUUUCUUUUUUUAAAUCAUACAGGCACAAUGUGAUUUAUGACAAUGCUGUGAGUCAUGCAAAGAAAGGGAAGGAGCAAAAUACUAGGGCAUUUGGGAGUAUAGUAAUCCACUUUGGAAGGCAACCAUAAGUGGAGGAAACAGUAAAGCAUCUCUGAGCCAAGUAGUCUUUUCCCAUAGUCAGCUAGUUUAUAAGCUUUCAUUGACCAAUACAACUUGUUCCUUCCCUCCUCUGAUUUCUGAGUGUUUAAACUCUUUGCUGACUUUCAGUUGCUUUUGUUGAGUCAGACAGUGGGUUCCUCUUUAGUUAGCUUAUCCUCUGCAAGGUGGCUGUCACGAUUGAUUUGGAGAACCCAUGCUACCUCCACCACUGGGACCUUCUUUUGUAGACAGAAGUUUAGGACCUGACCUUGCCUGAUACUGAGUAUCUUCCCUAAUCUCCAAAGGGCAUUCAGCUCAUCCCAGGAAAAGGGAUUUUUUUUUUAACUAGCAUCUUUGAGGUGAGCUGCAGGAAGAGUCAAUCUCAGGGACCAAAAGGCAUUGAGGGAAAGUUAUUCUCUGACUGGGCAAACUUACUAAAAGGCACCAAUUUCCAAGUAGAAAUACUAAUACUUCCCCAACCUUUUAUGUUCCUAAUUAAAGUAUUCAAAACUAUGUCAUAUGAAGCAGUGAGGAGGUGGGCAAGCAGAACGUAUAUUAAUCCAGUGGCAUGAGCGAACAGUUUCCCCGUUCCUUUGAGUUGUAUGGUCCUCUUGGCAGAUCAAGUCUCACUUGGACAGAUACUUUCAAAAAACCCUUCAGAAAUGCAAAGCUCCAGUGCUUGUAAAAUAUUCAUUCCCUUUGCUUCUCUCAAGCCUAACUACAUUGUAUUUGUAUUUGUCAGCUGUGCUUGGGAUUCUUAGUUGGAGAAAAACCCACCAACAUAAAGACAGUGAGGUUUUGGGAACAUUCACAUCGGAGUCAGUAUUUUGAGCUCAUCUUUAGCAGCACUAUGUGGAGACUGAAGAUUCAUUGGUAACUUUUUCAUUUUCCAAGUCACAAAUGCUUCCUGCCUGGCACCAAGCACAUGCAGAACAUGAGGAAAUAAAAGCUAGAGGAGGCAGCACUUCACCAGGUCACUAAGUACAUGAGAUGCAGGAGUUGAAAAACAGGAUUUUCUUAGUGAUGUUAACAGAGGUGAAACCAAGAUCAAUUCCAACUCCCUUUUUCAGGGAUGGGGACUUUGGAAAACAAUAACAGCAGCUGAGAAGUCCAGGAAAAAAAAAUAAGAAUAUUAAAUCCAUCCAAUAUCAAUUUCUUCAGGCUUCCCCUGGAUUUGAAUUAGCUCGAAAUGCAGCAAGAUGCAGCUGGAGGUUGUAGGAUAUUCCAUUUUUUGUUUGCCUUAAAAGGAAAUAGAGAAGAAACCAAGAAAUGGAACCAGUGUCAAUAUAAAGGGUAUAAAUUUGCUUAGCAACAAUGUGUAGGCAAACAUGAGAGCCUAACUUGUUAUCUACACAUGUAGGGCAUGUCAAAUAAUAACAUCACCUCCUGCACUGCCUAUGCCAGAGCUGUCACUAUCAAUUACCCAUAUAUGACAAUUUUUACUUUUCAUAACCUGGGUGGAGAGAGAUUCGUCUUACUUACAAAUCAAAUUACAGGCCUCUGUACUUCAAAGCACUUUUUUUCUCUCUUGUUUUUUUUUUUUACUGCUUUUGUGCAACUCAGUAAUUUCUUUUUUUAAGCUUAACUAGCUACAUUCCAUUUAUUUUACCAUCAUUUUGUAGUUCAUAUAGUAAGAACCAGGCCACCAGAUGUGGAGAGCACCUUCACUUUACUCCAAAGACUGUUCCUUCCCGUCACCCCGCAGUUAUUUGCAUUUUGUUAUUUUGCUCUUCGUACUCCCCCUCGCACCCCCCCAAAUCCUCACAGUGGGUGAAAAUCUGAAACCAGUGGUACGGUCACAGAUCUGCAAAACUGUUAUUCCUUAUCUCAGGUUAACAUACAUCUUAGAGAAACUGAUUGUAAUACCUUCAUAAAGCUGCUUUCUACCAGCUCUCUCACCAAACUUCUUGGGAGAUAAAAUGAACUUGUGAUCUGCACGUGACACCACUUGAUUACUGAGCAGCAGCUAAACCUGCUUUUAAAUGUUUUGAAAAAAAAAAAAAAAGGUUUAUUUAGAAGCAUACUGUAUAAAUCUAAAGAGUGAUUUAUUCUGGGGUGCAGUUUAAAUGCCAGUCUUUCACUGUCACAUCUUUUAGCAUGUGGAAAUCGUACAAGUUUCUAUUCCCACUCGGCAGAACUUUUCAGACUAGGUACUUGUCAUUCAGCAUUUUAAUAGCACAAAGUUGGAAUAGAAGCCAGCCAACAUUUACUCUGCUUUACAAAUAUAUUAAAUUUAGCCUUAGACAAACAAAAGGACUGUUUAAAACUACAGUUCUUGCCAAGGACAGAUGCAACCAACCACAGGGAGUCUUUUUACCAGACCUAAGCAAAUGGAGAAAAUGAAGAGAUGAAUGUUUAUGUAAAUUACUAUUUAAACAAAAAGCAUUUCUGAUUGCUCUUUUAUAUUAUAUUUCAGAGGCUGAGCAAUCAUAUUUUUAGAUGUAUUCUUUAAGUUAGUAGCUGCUGAACUGGUAGCACCAUGUGUAUAGAUUUUUAUUGUACAAUAAUUUUUCAUAUGUAUAAAGCUCUAGAUAGGAAAGUAUAUUAUAUUUAUAUAACUACAUGCAAAUCACAAUGUCAAAGGUUUGACAUGAGCAGUCUCCAACUAUAUUUUCUGCACAAAAUUAAAGCAACUUGCUCUAAAAACAUCCUGAUAAACUGUAUGUAGACUGAUGAACUACACAGACAUUAAAAGGUUUAGUUACAUUUUCAUCUUUCUUUCUGCAGCACAUUGCAUAAUUCCUGCUUGCUUCUCACAGCAUCAUCUUCAAUGUAUAUGUAUGGAAACAAAUCCACGUUAAAUAUUUGACUAUCACCAUUGUAAAUCUCAACUUGGUGAAUAUAUGUCACAAAAUGAUUCUAAAAACUGUUUCUAUUUUUGUGGAUAUGGUAUAAAUUUAAAUAAACUAUUCAUGAAAGAAA